AUGAUAAUUACAAAAAAGAAGGCAGAAGUUGAAGCAACAACCAAAAAGACAACAGAAGCAGAAGAUGAACCAACCCCCAAGAAGACAAAGAUAGAUAAGAAGUCCAGCACAGCCAGUACAGAUCUACCUGAUGAUGUAGAUACUUCGUUCCCAACACAGAUUAACCCUGAUGCUAAAACAAAGGAUGGAAGGAAAUUUACCAAGACUAUUGUAUCGUGGAAUGUUAAUGGUGUCAGGGCUUGGUUAAAGAAAGAUGGUAUAGAUUAUUUACAGAAGUAUAAACCAGACAUAUUUUGUAUCCAGGAGACGAAAUGUUCACAGGAGAAACUCCCUGCUACACUCAAAGUCCCAGACUACCAUUCUUAUUUCUCCUCAGGGGACACUGAGGGGUACGCUGGGACGGCUCUAUACUCUAAAGAAAAACCAAUCAAUGUUACGUAUGGAAUGGGUAUAAAGAAGCUAGAUGACGAAGGACGACUAAUUACAGCUGAAUAUGAUACAUUUUACUUAGUGGGAGCUUAUGUUCCUAAUUCUGGUAAAGGCCUUGUCAGACUGAAAUACAGAACUAAGGAAUGGGAUGUAGCAUUCAGAGACUAUAUGAAAGGGUUAGAUGCUAAGAAGCCAGUUAUAUAUUGUGGAGAUUUAAAUGUAGCUCACCAGGAAACAGAUCUCAAGAAUCCAAAGACAAACAGAAACAAAACCCCAGGUUUCCAUGACGACGAGAGGCAAGGAUUUACAGACUUGUUAGCUGAGGGAUUCUUUGACUCUUUCAGAGAAUUGUACCCUAAUGCCCGGGAAUGUUGGUCCUUCUGGACAUAUAUGAUGAAUGCAAGAGCUAAAAAUGUGGGAUGGAGGUUGGACUACUUUGUGUUAUCAGACAGAUUAAAGAAAGAUUUGUGUGAGCAUGCUAUACAACAGGAUGUCAUGGGGAGUGAUCAUUGUCCUAUUGUCCUACAGAUGGCGCUCUAAAGUCAAAAGUCAAGCAGUAAUUUUGUGAAUGAAGUGCAAAAUGUUAGAAUGAAAUGUUGUACAAAUGUAGAACCUUUUUUUUCAAUAGAAAUAGUAAAAAUUAUUAUGAAUGACAUAUUGUGUUGUGUAUGAAAUUUAAAUGAGUUUGACAUUUUCAAAUAUUAGACCAAAAACUAAAUACGAAAUAAGUUGUCGUCUGCUAGCCAAAUAUUAUAUCACUGCAAGAUGUUUGUGCACAGAUUAUUUUAUUUUUAAAACAAAUGUUUAACACGAAAGCCUGCAGUAGGGUUGGUUUUUAUAAAUCUUUCAAAUUUAUUUUUAUUGACCAAUAUAAAAUUGUUUUUAAGAUUUUCGUCAUGUUUUUAUUGAAAUUUGUUUUUUACAUAAUAAUAAUGGUGUUUUUCCAUAAAACAUGCAUGGUUCAUAAUACAUUCACUUUAAAUUUUCUUCUUGCAGUUGAUUAAUAAAUGUAGACUUCAUAGUCUGUUUAUUUUAGAUUUUAUAGAUAUGGUCUAGAUAAGAUAUACUACACACAAUUCUUAACAGUGCAAUACAUUUUGACUUUUAAACAGUGAUUAAGAAGACUCCUAGAUGAGUUGCAUUUCAACGAACUUAUUUGAAAAAAUUCUGUAUAUUUACUAAACUCUUUAGGAAUUUGAGAAUAUUUCUGUAUCAUAAACAUGACUCACAGGUUAAAAUUUAAGAAAUUUUCUUGAACACAAUAGAUCAUAAAUAUACAUGACAAAGGUUAAUACACUUUAGUGUUAUCAUCAUAGAAUAAACUUUUAUUGUGAAUCUGAAUGUAAUGUAGAUCAUUUUGUAGAUUUUUCAUUAAACUUCAUCAUUUGUUUUC
Mytilus trossulus (common blue mussel) is the source of this 1822-nucleotide messenger RNA. Its product is annotated as DNA-(apurinic or apyrimidinic site) endonuclease-like. Gene Ontology annotation, biological process: base-excision repair. Gene Ontology annotation, molecular function: phosphoric diester hydrolase activity; DNA binding; endonuclease activity. The transcript has 7 exons. Bases 1 to 969 code for a protein of 322 amino acids. Lineage: Eukaryota; Metazoa; Mollusca; Bivalvia; Mytilida; Mytilidae. The record is from RefSeq and is a predicted model, not a curated record. Gene Ontology annotation, cellular component: nucleus.